AUGGCGGAUGAUCUUGAUGCCGAGCUGCUCGCUCUUGCGGGUGACACCUCAGAUGAGGAGGCGUCUUCGCCCCCCAGGCAGAAGGAUGCUUCUCCUUCUGCAUCUCCCCCACAUUCCCCUGAAGGGUCGUCAACCAUGGGUCGCAAAGGAACUGCUAAGCCCGUGCGUCGGGGUCGAAAGUCACGGAAAGACGAUGAGGAAGACGGAGAGGUGUCCGCGGCUGAAUCCCACAACUCUCUUGACUCGGCCAGCAUGGUUGAAUCGGAGUCGGCCUCUGAUUCGGAAGGGUCAGAUGCCGGUGCUGAAGACGAGGGACCCAUCUUUCCUUACGACAAGUUAUACUAUUCCUCCAAGGACAAAGAAGAGAUUAUGGCGAUGCCAGAAAUCCAACGAGAGCAAAUUCUCUCCGAACGAGCGCAACAGGUUGACCGCCACAAUCAAGAUCUAGCCCUUAGGCGCCUUUUGGCUUCCCGUGAGCGUGAAGAAGCCCGCCAAGCGAAAAAGAACAAGCGGAAAGCCAGCAUGGCAAACCUGGAGGAUGGCCAACGGAAGAGCUCGCGCCAGAAGACAACUCUUGGUGGUCGCAAGGUCGGCGAGACCUCCGAUGCUAUCGAGGCCUACAAGCGACAACGUGAGCAGAAGGGCAGACGGGAUGAGCUUCGGCGCCGUGAACCGGCAUCCAAGGAUCACACCGUUCGUUCGAGGGAUAAUAGGGUUUCAGACGAAGACGCGGAAGGAGAGAGCGAUGCGGAGUGGGAUGAUAGAGAUCGCUCGCCAUCGCUACCCAAAGAUGAUCCGCCUGCUGAGCUGAAGGAUAUCCAGCGAGCUCGUGUAGGUCGGACCAAUUUCGCGCAGGUCUGUUUCUACCCUGGAUUUGACGACGCUAUCUCUGGCUGCUACGCACGAGUCAACAUCGGCCCGAAUAGGGAAACUGGCCAGAAUGAGUAUCGGCUUUGCCUGAUUAAAAAAUUCACUGAGGGUCGUCCGUAUUCUAUGGAGGGGCCUAAUGGCCGGUCAUUCGUGACAAAGCAAUAUGCUGUGCUUGCGCAUGGGAAAGCGGAGCGGGAGUUCCCUUUCGUUGCUUGUUCAGACUCUCCGUUUACUGAGGCGGAAUUCAAUCGUUAUCGUCAGACCAUGGCGGUUGAAGACUGCAAGAUAGCUACAAAAUCCACGCUAGCCGAGAAGGUGGUGGAUAUCAACCGGUUGUUGAACCAUAAGUUCACCCCGGAAGAGUUGACUGAAAAACUGCGAAAGCAAGGAUCACUGGACUCCAAGUCGACUAUUUUCAAGCGCAUCGAAACCGAAAAGAACCUGAAGCUUGCGAAGGCUGCGGGCGACGAUGCUGAAGUUGAGAGAUUAGAGUCCGAAAUGGCCAGCAUGAACACACCAAAACUUGCUUUCAACGCGAACUCUUCUAAACCCCGUGCAGACAAGCCUUCAGAGCAUGAACGUUUGUUAGAGCUGAACCUCCGCAAUCAGAGACUCAACACCGAAAAUGUGCGCCGUGCUCAACUGGAAGAGAGAAAGGCCAGCCGAAAAGCCGCUGCAGCAGUCGCCCGCGGAGAAGCUCAGCCAAACCCGUUCAUGCGUGUUAGAACACAUGCCAGGACACAUUACGACUCCAACGGCAAUGCUACAGCACAAUCAGAAGCAACUAGUCGAGAUGGAACCCCUGCCACUGGGUCCGACACGCCCUCAAAAGUAAACACCCCCAACGGAAGCAACACCCCCUCUGGCUCCCAGAAGAAACCCACCAAGGGUGGCGUCGCAACAAUCCGUCAUCGCAAUAUGGACGAUGAGAACAUUGCGGCUCUAGAUUUGGACCUUGAUAUUGAGAUCUGAUCCUCGGCAAUGCCUUGCGACAUGCCGCUGUUCAUGACCUGUAUUUUAUCCUACGUACAGCUCUGUUUAUUGGAUAGCCAACGAUUCCUUGAUGACGUAUAGACUCUUGGAGAUUGGGCCAGCAACAAUAUCCCUCUCCCCAACCGCAAAGCAUCUGGCACAGCGUCGGUUCUUGUAUUUGAAAACGGAUGGAGUUCACUUGGCGUUACAUGGCCCUACUACCAAUAUCUUGCAUGAACAUGUAUUAUUGAACUAUUAUUACCUACUUUAAACCUGAACUCCAAGCAUAUUACCAUUGUCUGUCACUGUUCAUAUAGCGAGAUGUCUCUGAAUAAUCUUCAAUAAAAGACUCAAUAUCCAAAGCCCUUUUCUUUCCAGUGUUACAUGAGAGUCUCCGAUGAAGAUA
Messenger RNA from Aspergillus pseudotamarii, 2248 nucleotides. RefSeq names its product RNA polymerase-associated protein. Lineage: Eukaryota; Fungi; Ascomycota; Eurotiomycetes; Eurotiales; Aspergillaceae. The transcript has 4 exons. Gene Ontology annotation, molecular function: RNA polymerase II C-terminal domain phosphoserine binding; DNA binding. The record is from RefSeq and is a predicted model, not a curated record. Bases 1 to 1842 code for a protein of 613 amino acids. Gene Ontology annotation, cellular component: Cdc73/Paf1 complex.